This is a messenger RNA of Brachypodium distachyon (stiff brome), 1287 nucleotides long. Its product is annotated as inositol polyphosphate multikinase IPK2. The transcript has 2 exons. Bases 94 to 969 code for a protein of 291 amino acids. Gene Ontology annotation, biological process: inositol phosphate biosynthetic process. Gene Ontology annotation, cellular component: nucleus; cytoplasm. The record is from RefSeq and is a predicted model, not a curated record. Lineage: Eukaryota; Viridiplantae; Streptophyta; Magnoliopsida; Poales; Poaceae. Gene Ontology annotation, molecular function: inositol-1,4,5-trisphosphate 3-kinase activity; inositol tetrakisphosphate kinase activity.
AGCUGGGGGAAGUCGAUCUUGAGAUUUCCAACUGUCCUGGCUUUCCAACUCUGAGAGCUCCCCCUCCCCCGACCCACCCACCCACCGCUCCCGAUGUCCGAUCUCCGUCCGCCGGAGCACCAAGUAGCCGGCCACCGCGCGGCCGUCAACAAGCUGGGCCCGCUCGUCGACGGUGCCGGCCUCUUCUACAAGCCGCUCCAGGCCCUCGACCGCGGCGAGCAAGAGCUCGCCUUCUACACGGCCUUCUCCGCCCACCCCGCUGUCCCGCCCCGCAUCCGGGACACCUUCUUCCCGCGCUUCCACGGCACCCGCCGCCUCCCCACCGCGGCGAGCCCCGGUGAGUCCCAUCCUCACCUCGUCCUCGAUGAUAUCCUCGAUGGCCUCGCCGCGCCCUCCGUCACCGACAUCAAGAUCGGCGCGUGCACGUGGCCCCCGCGCGCGCCGGAGCCUUACGUCGCCAAGUGCCUUGCCAAGGACCGCGCAACCACUAGCGUCCUCCUCGGUUUCCGCGUCUCCGGCAUCCGGGUCGCCGACGCCGGCGGCGCCGUUUGGCGGCCGGACAGGUCGGAGCUGAAGGGGACGGACAUACCCGGUGUCCGUCGCUUCCUCCGCCGCUUCGUGUCCUCUGUUGGCGGCGACGGUCUGGACUGCGCACUCGCCGCGGCAGUAUAUGGAGGUGAAGGCGGAGUGUUAGCGCAGCUGCGCGAGCUGAAGGCGUGGUUCGAGGAGCAGACGCUGUUCCACUUCUACUCGGCAUCCGUUCUAUUGAGCUACGAUGCCAAUGCGGCGUCCCUGGCCGGUGGCAGCGUCGGCCGCGCGGUAAGGGUAAAGCUGGUGGACUUCGCACAUGUGGUCGAGAGCGAGGGAGUGAUUGAUCACAACUUCUUGGGCGGGCUCUGCUCGCUCAUCAAGUUCAUAGAUGACAUUGUCGCUGAGGUGUCUCGGACGGCGCCUGCAGGUCAUUCAUAAGGAGAUUUUGGCUUUUGGGAGGUGAUACAAAAGAUGAACUACUUGUCCUUACUACCAACUGCCCAUGAUCAGAGAAAGCAACUUGGUGGUGAUGAAAGCGGAGACAAGUCACGGCUGCCUCGACGGCAACCAUACUGCAACAUGUACCUUUUUUCAAUACAAAUCUCUUCAUAAAAGAAAAAACAGAAAACUUUGGGAUUCCAGCACAUUGGUUCUGGAUAGAAAAUAAGAAAUGAAAAACAAAGGUGGCCAUUGAGUCUAACCUGGUAAUGGUGCAUGCUGGCGUGUUGAUUCAUUAACUGGAAAUGGUGCAUAUCA